GUCUCGAAGAUGGCGAAUUUAUCGGGACGCCUCAUUAAAAAAAAGGGAAGGAAUGGAAGGAAGAAAUCGUGUUUCUUGCUAAUAGCGGUACCCAAUCACGUGCAUAGCUCUAUCCAGCUCGCGAGACAUUUAAUCGAAAAGGGAUGUUUGGAGAAUCGUGGCUCCCCUGGGAGGAGUGGCGGAGCAGGAGGAGGAGGAGGAGGAGGAGGAGGAGGAGGUUCACGGGGUACCGGGUGUGAUUCAGGAGAGUCGCAGUCGCAGCCAUCUCGAGGAGGACGUCAUGGAGCCUCGGAAAGUUCUUCAUCGAAGGACGGUGACCUGCUUUCGCAUGCGGCUUCCGCUUUGCGUAGACUCCACUUCAAAUCCGCUGGUGGAAGUCGUAGUUGUCGUACGGUGCCAAAGGUCGUGGUCAUGGGUUCCAGUACAGCAUCUGAAACCACGAUCAACACUAGUACUGACAGCGCCAAUACUAUGGUCACCAUGGUGACGACGACGGACGGAGAACAACCGGACGACAGUUUUGACUUGAUAGACGUACCACCGGAAAUGUCGCCGCCACCUGUCGCGCCAACGUCGAAGGACACGCAAAGCAAUUCCACCGGCACGCAACAAAUCGUUCUUCCAUCGGAGAAGGUCGAUUCCAAUCACGUAGAACAUAAUUCGAAAAGCACGGUCAACGUACAAUCCAGCAGCACUGCCCAGCACGGUGCCAUGUCGCCUAUUUCUGAUAUCAUAGACGACACAGGAGCACCCCCACCCACCCCUAUGAUCGGAGCUCAUCAAGAGUGCAGGUUCACUUUUAUUAGCGGUAGAACACCACCCCUACCUGAUCUAAGGGCAGCCGAAUUUUUCAGUACUCCGGUGAGAGGCUCGGUGGAUGCCGGACAACCUGAUCCAAGUCAAAUAAGCUCAAUGCUAACAUUAAUGGCUACCAAAGAGAAACAAAAUGAGAAGAGUGCUUUGGUCAACAUUAAUUCUAAUCACACGUCAUUGAUAAAAAUUACGGAGCCCAACGAGAAAAAUUCCAACGAAACGAAACACACAGCUGGACAGAAAAAACCGAAUAUCAAUGUUACGACGAAUCCAUUGGAUAUUUCUUUGGUCGGUAGUCAACCAUCGUGUAACGCACAGACUCCGACUGGUACUACGAAUAGAAGUCGAGGAAGAUCAGCGCCAGGAGGAAGCGCCGGUGGAACAAAGAGAACGACUCAGGCGACGAUCGUGGUCCAACAACCUUCCCUCUCAUUGGACGCACCAGCUGCUACCAUUCUUCUACAUCCGGACGCGGAUGCAAGGAGACGAGAGGAGAAUAUGAGACAAUUGCUUGAUGUUGCGAACACUCUCACCCUCCAGGAGAUUCACGACUUCGAAAUGAGAUAUGGAAGUCCACAUCACAGUCGUUCGCAGUCCGUGAAAACUCCAGGUAGCCGAUCGUCCGGUCGGCCAAAUUACUUGUGUCUUCCGCAGCAAAGGUCGAGGGUAGCCAGUAUGCCGAACACAGGGGUCGAGGAAGAGUAUUAUCGGCUGAGGCAUUUCAGUAUUACCGGGAAAGGUGUGGUGAAUAGAGGCGAUUCAUUGAAAAGUCGAAGAUCCCGUUCCAACAAUAGCGUCGCAUCGAGCAACUCUAGGGAGAUUUUACGAGAAUCCAAAGCGGUUGCUUAUAGUACGGAACAUCUGACGGCUUCAUAUCCCGGUUCGGCACGAAAUUCUGCGGCGGGUUCACUCGCGAGUUCACGCGAGAGCAGUGCGUCUCAAGAUCCAGCACCUUAUCGAGUUUUAAUGCUUGGUGCACCUGCAGUAGGAAAGAGCUCCCUCGUAUCUCAAUUUAUGACGUCGGAGUAUUUACACGCGUACGACACAUCCAUCGACGACGAGUCCGGUGAGAAAACGGUGAGCGUGCUAUUAGCCGGCGAGGAGUCCGAGUUGACGUUCAUCGACCAUUCGUGUGCGGAAAUGACGCCGGAAAACUGCAUAUCGACGUACGAACCACAUGCAUAUUGUGUCGUUUAUUCGACGACAGAUCGUGCUUCUGUAAGAGUGGCUGAGGAGGUUCUCCAAGCUCUUUGGCGUAGUGACCACGUAUCGGCGAGGGCGGUCAUUCUCGUUGGAAACAAGGUCGACCUCGCUAGAAGUCGUCUGGUAUCGACCGAGGAGGGCAAAUCAAUGGCAACGUCCUAUGAUUGCAAAUUCAUCGAGACAUCCGUGGGGAUAAAUCACAACGUGGACGAACUAUUGGUAGGACUGUUGACGCAAAUACGUCUUAAACUCGAGAAUCCAGAAAGAACGCGUGAUUUAUUCCGCAAGAGAUCACGAAAGAAUCGUAGCAGAUCGCCGCUGGGCUCUUGCUCGGAGAACAACUCGCCGAAGAAGUACAGAGGUAGUCGAACGAGUACCAGCCUAAAGGUACGAAACUUGUUGGGUAAGGUUUGGGCAAGGGAUAGCAAGUCGAAAAGUUGCGAGAACCUUCAUGUACUUUAAAAGAAGAAAAAACGAUUGAACCAAAAAAAAGAAAGAAAGAAAAAAACAAUAACAAGGGAAACAAGGCCGAUCCUAAUCACGCGAUCCUAACGCGUGAUUGUAAUUCGAAAAACGAUUGAAAACGAUAUAUAUUAUUUUUUUUUUUUUGGAAAUAGGAUUAUCGGGUUGUAACGUGAGAGAAAGAAAUAAAUAGAAUGAUUUGCGUUCGAAGAAUAUUGAUGAGAGAAAGAGGGAGAAAUAAAGGGGAAGAUAAACGAACGAUUAAAUGAGAAGGAGAAAGAGAAAGAAAAAGAAAAAGAAAAUGAGAGAAUACUAACUGGUAGAAGUUAAUGACUACCUCGAGAAAAUUGUGUUCACCCGCAAAUACGUUUUUAAUCGUCCUAUCCUUUGUUUUUACUCUCCGAAACGUAGUCCAUAGGAUCGAGAACGACGCAUUUUUUGAUUGUUAUAAUGCCCGUUGCAUUUCGAACACGUUUUUUUAAAGAAAAUAAAAAAAAAAUAGGGAGAGAAAAAAAAGGAAAAAAGAGAACACGAGAAAUCGAGGCGAACGCAUUCGUCCGUUCGUUCCAUCGAAAUGCCACGGAAAAUGUUCGCGAGAGAUUCGUUUGAAUUUUUAACGAGAUAAAUAUUUUCUGCGGGAAUUGUUGUAACACGAGAAGAUGAGAAUAACGAUCGUUCCUCCGAUAAUCCUGUUUCACGCGUCUUACGAUAAUCUAUAUAUAUAUAUAUAUAUAUAUAUAUAUAUAUAUAUAUAUGUAUAUAUAUAUAUAAAAUAUAUAUACAUAUAUUAUAUAUGUAUAUAUAAAAUAAAUAUAUUAUGUAUUAUAUCUUCCUUGACCAAAGCGAUAACCAUAAGAUUGUUGUUAUUGUAUCGUAAAUAAUGUCGACUUUUUAGAAAAAGAACUGAAAGCGAGAAUAAAAGAAAGAAAGAGAGAGACAGACAGAUGAAGAAAGAGAGAAAGAGAAAGAGAGAGAACGAAAUGAAAAAUUACACAUUUAUACAUAUAAUAUAAUAUAUAUAUAUAUAUAUAUAUAUAUAUAUAUAUAUAUCAUACAUAAGAUUAGGAAUUGACGAACGAAAAGAUGUCGUCACGAUGAGAUAACGUCACAGACUAUCGAAUCUCGAAUGAAAAAGAGAAAAAACAAAGACAAAGAGAGAACGAGAAAGAAAAAGAGAGAGAUACAAGGAAGAAAAAUGAAAAGAUAAAAGCCAAAAAGGAUUCACCGUACUCUCUUAAAAUUGGAGAACAAGUUUAUAAUAGUAAAAACUAGUUGGAAUUGUUCCAAAUUUCUUGGAACUCCCACGACAUUUUUUUCUGCUUACUUUGAACGACCUCGCAGCCGAAAUAUGUAACAGAACGAGAGAACUUCGUUCGUUUUAUAUACAUACGUACUUACAUACGUGCAUAGAUAUACACAUGUACACACGCACACAUGUACACUUUCGUACACGUACAAAAAAAUAUAUACAUACAUACAUACAUAUAUACACAUACACACAUACACAUACAUAUGUAUACCUGUGCUUUUCUAGGAAAAAAAAAUAGAAAAGAAAAAAAAGACAAAUUGGAUAAUACCAGUAUGGCGACCGAUUAACAAACGACCGACAUGCUUUCUACACGUUUUGUAUACAUAGUAACACACGUAUAUAGAUUCCGAAUACGUCAUUGUUAGGUAACUUAUCAAACGUUGGCGAAAAAAAAAUCUGUCUGUGUUUGUGUGUAUGUGAAUGUGUGUGUGUGUUGUGUGUGAGCGCGCGUGCGCACUCGUUUUCUCCCUUGUAACACUUGCAAAACGCGGGAGAUAAACUAUCGUACAUAUGUCAAGUUUUAACAAACGGCACAUCUGCCGUAGCUCGAUUUGUUAUUCUUUGCUUUCGAUCAAACUACGCAAAUUUUUUAAUUCAGACGUUAGAAAAAAAUAGAGAGAGAGAAAGAGGGAAAGAUAGAUAGAUAGAAAGAAAGAGGGAGAAAAAUGAUGCAAUAAAACAAGAAGAAGAGAGCGAUUUAUUUUUUUCUUGCAAUAGCUUACAUCGUAUAUUUAUACUUAUACUUCGUUUUUUGUAUAUUAUAUAUAUAUAUAUAUAUAUAUAUAUAUAUAUGUAUUUUUAAUUUAAAUUUAUUUUCAAUUAUAACGAUCAAAAGUUAUAAAUGUAUAGAAUAAAAGAAAGUGAUAAGAGAAGUAUAGAGAGAGAAAGAGAGAGAGACUUAAUGAUAUAAUUUUAAUUAAAUUGCUUCGCCUCUCUCUCUCUCUCUCUCUUUUUCUCUCUCUCUCUCUAUCUAUCUAUCUAUCUAUCUUUUUCUCUCUUUCUCUCUCUAUCUUAACAUUUUUUUAUAAUUCUUUUAUAUAUACUUCAUAGUUGGUACUUUUGUUAUUAUAUUUACAUUUGCAUUUACAUUUACAAUUCAUAUUUCUUUUUCUUAUCAAUAUGGUACACUCCUGUACCUUGCAAAUAUCAAUAUUGCUCUCUCCCUCUCUCUGUUUUUCUCUCUUUAUCUUUUUCGGAAUUCUUUUCCUUUUAAAAUUCUACCCAGAAUAACAAAUGCUUAUAAAUUGCAAGGCUUUGUAUUUACGUACGAUAGAAAUAUUAAUAAUUGUUUUCUUUUUCCUUCUUCUUUUUCUUCUUUUCUUACGCGAUAUUUAACGCGUAGUUAACGACGCUCGUACGGCUCUCUCUGUAACGACGCGAAAAUUUUAUUCCGUUCGACACAUCGCAGAUUAAUCAAAGGUGCAUGGAAAAGUUAAAAGGAAGGAAAGCAAAAAAAAAGAGGGAGAGAAAAGAGAACGGAAGGAAAUAAAAAAGAAUGAAAAAUAAAUAAAUAAAAAGAAUGAAAGAUAGAAAGAAAGAAAGAAAGAAAGAAAAAUACUAAAACAGAAAUACGUGCACGUUUCGGUCGUUCGACGAACGGUAGGUACGUAUAUUGAAUUCAGGAAACGAGCAUUGAAUUCAUGGCACGAGAUCCGAACGUUCGAGCGGGAAAAUAUGAACGACGAAAAAGUAGAAGGGAAAUUUUGAAAAGAAGUUUCUCCAUCAAAAUCGACGUGUACAACCUUGUUUUUUGUGCUUUCUCGAUACUUUUUUUCACGUUUUUUUUUUUUCUUUUUCUUUUUGUAUCUUUUUCCUUUUCCUUUCCUUUUACAUCCCGUGAAAGCUUGUAAUUACUCUUAUAUCCUCGUAACGAAAGAGAUAUUUCUCUUGGCUUUUAGUAAACAAAAGAUGAAAAAGAGAGAGAGAAAGAAAAACAGAAAAAGAAAGAGAAAGAGAGAGAGAGAGAGAACUAAAAUGAUAACCGACGAAAUGAUGCAACGAUCAAAGACCACGCAUGCGUUUAAACAUCAAUCUCGAAAAUACAAAUGUCUUUUUAUUAUUUUUCCCAUGUUUUAUACAUUGACGACUCGAUAUUAUACGCUUCAAUUCUCUCCUUUUUUCUCUCUCUCUCUGUCUCUCUCUUUUUUCUAUCAUGUACCAAUAGGAAAUUUUAAUAAUCUUUUAUCGUUAACAUCUAUGUAGCUUAAUACCAAUUUACAUACAUCGUAUCUGAAAAAUUUACGAUGAUAUGAACGAAAACGACGAGGGAUGUUGAAAAUGUCGAAUGAUUUGCAAAAAACGCGAUUGACGGAUUGGAAUAAAUAAAUAAAUAAAUAAAAAAGAAAAAUUUAGAGACAGGAAACGGUAAGAAGAAAGGUACAUAGUAGAGAGGUCAGAGUAUUAAAGAUAACGAGUAAAUAUACACGGCAUAUCUGCUUAAAGCGUCCAAAGAUAUCUUCCCGACGUAUACUCGACUUCACUUAAUCGAAUACGUAUUCGUAGCUCUUCUCGAUGUCCGAAUAAAUGCGAUAAAUACGCUUUUAGUUAAUGAUAAGUAUACACGAAAGAAGAAAGGAUCUUUAAAUGGAAGAAGUCUGAUAGACGAACGAACGUCCAAAUAUCGUUUCCGUUAUUCCAAAAAAAAAAAAAAACAUUUAAUCUAAGAGAAUAUAACGUGAAUUAGUAAAACAUGUACAAAGAUGUGCGUGCGUACGUCUAUUAAAUAGUAUAUUAUAAGAAAGUUUCAAGAAAAAAAGUAAAAAAUUUUACACAUAGUUAUGCAUUAGCAUGUUAAUAUCAGCAGUACGAGAGCUGUUUUUUUGAAAGCGUCGAUCACGUAAUAACAUACACAUACAUAUAUACAUGCAUACAUACAUACAUACAUACAUAUAUACGUACAUACACGUAUUAGACACUAGAAUCAUUUUUUCGAAAAAAGAAAAAAACAAAACGCCUAUAUCCAACGCGUUUAAAUUAGAUGUUUGAAAUAAAAGAAAAACAGCAAGUUUUCGAUCGCUUGGGAGAUUCAAUAUUUCGAAAAAGAUUAUUUACGAAUUAUUUAUCGUUGGGAGUGGCAAGUCGAUCGGUAGAAAUCGAUAAGUCAUCAUCGUAAAACGAAGGGAGAAAAGUCGAAUUGUUCUCUAACAUUUCUUCCAAACUGUAUCUACUUGUCUUAUUUUCUUUUCUCAUUUUUACGAUUUGACCCUUUCUUCUCUUUCCUUUUCUUUUCAUUUUUUUAUGUUUUAUGUAUUAUUCUAUUCGUCAUUGUUCACCUACACGUUUAACUCGAAGUCCGAUCGACUAGCUAUAACAAACGAAAAAAUAUAACGAACGAAAUAACGAACGAUUAAUCGAAUACGUCUGGACACGCACGCUCAACGUGUUCCCAUUUUUCUCAAAUCUCAACGAUCGAGCGUUCCGAACGCUAUAAAACCAAAAAAAAAUGGGGGGGAGAGAGAGAAAGAAAGAGAGAGAGAGAGAGAAAGAGAGAGAGAGAGAGAGAGGGAGAGAAGCAGAAACGCUUAUUAAGCGAUCACGUCGUCGUAAAUAUUGAUCGUUACCGCAUCGCAAUUCCUCUCACCCUGUUUCCUACCCUCCUAGAUGUGCUUUUAAUGACGUAAAAAGACACAGGAAACAGAUAAUACUAAAUAGAAAAAAAGGGAAAAAGAAAAGGAGACAAAAGAAGAGAAAGAGAAGGGGAGAGAGACGAAGGAUGAUCUCGCAUAAAUUUACACCAAUUUUUUACAUUACGAUUUUGUACGAAUAAAAUGUGGUUAAAUAUCGUUAAGUAAAGAACGAUCAUCGCUUAUCGUAUACUUACAUAUGUUACGUCGUCGAUGAAGAAAAAGGAGGAACUUUAAAAAAAUAAAAAAGAAAUAUGAAUGGGAGUAAAAAAGAAAGGAAAAAAGAAAAAGAAAAAAUAAGUACGACCACGUAAGUACUUACUUUGAUAUUCAAUAAUACCAUCGAGGCGAUAACAAACGAUUCAUUUUCUUCAACAUCGUUAUAUAUUAAUUACUGAUUAAUUAAAUGGAAUCAUAUAAAUAUGAAAAAAAAAAAAAAUUAAACCGCGCAUGGGAUUUUACGAUAGAGAGUUAAACGAUAGAGAGAACAUCUUUCAAAUAGAAAUAAAAUUUUCGCUCGGAAAUUAAUCGAAAAAUAUUUGCAAAGAGGGGAAAGACUCGAUUGAAAUUAGAAAAAACGAGAGAGACAGAAAGAGAGAGAGAAAAAAAAAGGGAAAAAGUGUCACCAUCAUAAAUCGUUUCUUCAUUUUCUCGUCUCCUCUUCCCUUUUCGUCGCUGUCAUAAUAAUUUUUCUAGUAGCAUAAAUAGAAAACUUGGACGAAGAUUUCGAGUCUUCCUCGCUUUUACAUAAGAGCUUUGCAAGAGCUUUACAAUAUGUCACUUUUUAAGACGAAUAAUAUAAUAAUGGCGAAUAUAUAUACGUACUUACAUACAUAGAACAAUUAGAUCUCUUCGAGCAUGAUAUUAACGAUUAAUCGAUUACAUAUCCCGUUAUCAAAACCUGUCCAACAUUUCGAAAAAGAUUCGAGAAAUCGUGUAAGGAGGAAAAAGAUAAAUGUUCGGAUAAAAAUACGACGAUAUAACAAAGCUCGAAUUUACGAUAUAACUGCAAAGAAAUAACAUGAUUCGAACGAAAGAAGAACGUCUUUUCGGAUAUUCCAUACCGAUGGUGCAGUGGCAGCUGCUCGUGAAUUUAUUAUGGCUGCCAUGAGAAAAGAUAUGAUUUUUCGUGAGACGUCGCGAAAAUAAUUCGUAUUAAAUUCGUGACAUCUUGGAGUAUUAAGCCAAUAGUUUCCAAAUUAUCAGAUAUUUUCUGACAUUAAUGGGUAUGUAUGUAUCUAUGUAUGUAUGUAUGUGUAUAUAUAUGUACGUUUGUAUGUAUGUUGCGUGUGUGUAUAUUCGUAUAGAUAUUAUAUUUAUUUUUUAAUACAGAUUUUUCAAUGCAAAUUAAAUUUAUUGCAAAUCAUGUUCGACAAUUUGCAGAUCAAAUUCGAUUCAUAAAUCAAGUUUUUUUUACAAAAUUUGUCUUCAAGACUAUCGUCUUUCAAUUUUGUGCAAUAAAAAGCAACAUUGAGUCAAAUCACAAUUAUCCGUAAAUUAUAAGAAUUUUAAAAAUCCAUGUAAUCGAGUCCCGUCUAAAGAUUUCGUAAAAAAGUAAAACUACUUUGAUCUUAUUUUACUGCAUGAGAGAAAGAUGUAAUUUUUAUUACAUGAAUAUGUAUAUGAAAUUACUAACAGCUGCUUCAAGAGUACCAUUAUAGAUUAAGUUGUAUAUAAAUUAUUAAGUAUGUUCUUACAGUUUUCAUAUUACGUUCACUUAUAAACAUGUUUUUUAAAUUUCAUAUGUAAUGAAUUGAUAAUUAUUAUUAAAUAUGUACUUUACCUACAUCUUUGUAUUACGUACAAUAAAAUUUGGAAUUUCUUAACAAUAAAUUUACAUUUCAUUUUACUGUUAUUAAAAGAGAUUAAGAAAACAAUUUUGUAGAAAAGCUCGGUUUGCAAAAGUGCAAAUAUGAUUUGUAAACGAAUGAAUGUGAUUUGCAAAAAAAAUUGAAUUUCACUUGAACGUAAAAUCUGUAUGAUUGAAAAGUAUAUUAAAUAAUUUUCGGAUUUCAAAAAAGUAUGUCGUUCGAAAACGACCGGACUAAUUUAAUUAAAUAUCUUCAUUUUAUUAUAAUUUGUGAAAUACUAUACAUUUCAUCAUCAAUUCACAUAUAUAUAUAUAUAUAUAUAUAUAUAUAUAUAUAUAUAUUUAUCAAUAUUAUUUUAUGCAAUUUUUAAUGAGAGCAAACAUUUCUUUUUAGAAAAGACUGAUACGUCUAUUCAAAACGUAUGAAAGCCACUGCUUUCCACGGUAACGAGUCGGAUUUUUAUGGAAAACAUUAGGAUUGUUCGUAGAUCUUUUGUACAAAAUAGUACACAAAGAAAAAAAAAGAAAGAGAGAGAGGGAGAGAUAGAAAGAUAGAGAUAGAGAGAGAAAGAGAGAGAGAGAUAGACAGAGGACUCUCGAAAGUCGCUUUUUCUCAUUACUUCCGGAAAGUUGACAGAGCCAUAGCUGGAGGCCGAUAUAUUCGAGCUUGCAGCGGGUCCUUUGUACGGAAUAAAGCGAGCUUUUUCAGUACAACGAUCCGUUUAGUUACGGUAUUUUGAGAACUCGAUGAUGGGUAGAGGAUGCAAAUAAAGAAAGUGAAAGAGAAAGAGAGAAAGAGGGAGAACGUAUGUGUAUGUGUGUGUGUGUGUCUAUAUAUAUAUAUAUAUAUAUAUAUAUAUAUGGUCGGUUGAAUAACUCUUAUAGUGAACAUAUGCUUUGAUAAAAGUUAAGCGACUAGAAAAAAAUACACACAUAUAUACAUACAUGCACAGUUCUUCGUAACGUGCCUCGCAAGCUACCUCGAUCAAGUUUCCAGAAACUGUUGAAAAACGACCUUUCUUUUUCUCCUGUAAUGAUCAAACUAUACUUCUAUUUUUUCUUUCUUACUUUUUUUGUUUUUAUUCUAAAAAAAAAACAGAGUAUGAAGCAAAACAAAAAAUUUCCGGAAUUACUCUGGAAUUCAUUAGAAGGAGAUUUAUAUGUAUAACAUUCGUGGUGAUCGUCGGUGAGAAUGUCAAACACAGACAAAGUCCGUGAAAUCGGCCGAUUUCUUUUUGAAUCAGCUUUAUUAUGAUAAUAUAAUAAUAAUAUUAUUAUUAGUAACGAUUGUAGUAAUAGUAAAAAUAAUAGUAAUGAUGGUAAAAAUAACAGGGACGUAGGACGAUUAGCGAGAUAGUUCGCGUGUCGCUGUCCAGUCCAAUUUGCCAAAAUUACGUACUAACAAAUAAGUCUUGGUGUCUCUCAUCGUUAGAUCUGGACAGCUAGGCCAUGUGCUUCAACCACGCAAGGCUUUCGUGCUUUAAAAGCUCGACACCGACACUCGCAAGCUCGUUUUUUUUUUUUUCUUUUUUUCGCCGAGUCAUAUCGAGCCGCCAAUUACGAUCAAUUAAGAUCCUUAUCCUUCGAAUCAUUCAUCUAUCGUUGCUUCGAUCGAGUGCAAAUUUUUUAUUCAAAAUGACUGAGGAAUAAGAAAUUACUAUUAUUUUAUGUUAUCACUUUUAUUACUGUUAUCAUUAUCAACAGUUUAUCCAUAGAAUGGAAGUUAAAUUUAAUUUCAUUAUGAAAACGAUUUAAAAGAUCUCAGGACGAUAAACUAAAGUGGCCGUCGUUUAGGUUUCAUUCGUAUUUGGAAUAAAAGCUUGCGAUUGUAAUAAUAAUGCAUUGUAACUUCGAAAAAACUUCUCUUCGUAAAACUAUAGAAGAGGGUAAAAAAAAAAAAAAAGAAAAGAGAGAGAAAAGAUUCAAUUAAUAACUUCAUUUUAUAAAAUCUAUUUAAGAAAAGUUUUUCAAUUAUAUCUCGCGUUUCUUUUUCUUUUUCUUUCAUUUUUUUUUUGUUUUUCUUUUAAUAACUACUGAACAAUGUAGAAACAAUCUUUUUUUAAAAGUUGUGAUUUGCAAUGUGUUAAUAUUAAAAUAAUGAACUCUUCGUCCUAAAUACGAAAAAAAAAACGCUUUGAAAGGGUCGUUCGAUUCUUCGACUACCCCUUUUUCCAAUUUAUUAAAAAAAAAAUAAUAAAAGAAUAAAAAAAGAAAGAAAGAAGGAAGGAAAGAAAGAAAGAUCACAAACUAUUCGCUUGUCAGCUACGAUUCUUGGACCAAUUUUUCGCGCUCGUAAAAUCGAUCUAUUGAAGCCGCGUGUACGUACACAUCCUUUUUUUUUAUCUUCCUUUCUCUCCAACAACGAGAUCGGCAACGUCGAAAUAACGCGCUCGAGGAUAUUUUCUCUCGCUGGAAAAAAAAAAAGGAAAAGAAAAAACUUUGUUGUACGCUUUAAAGCAGAGUUGUCCAAGCUGCGGACCGCGAGUCGCAUCGGGCCCAGUAGAGCAAAUAAAACCGGCAAACAUAGGGACAAAGAAUGCGAUGAGAAAAUAAAAAAAAAAAAAAGAACAAGUUAUAUACAUUCGCUAUAUUGUAUUUUUCAUUUCUCGUAUAUGCGGUCGAGAUCAACCGAAAAGAUUGGAUACCCAUGCUUUAAAGUAAACUUGACGAUAUAGGAGAGGAAACACUCGUUGAAAAAAAAAUUCGUAGAGAUUAAUUAACUCCGAACGUAUACACAUAGACAUAUACGUAGUAUGACAUUGUAUAUAAUAUUGCAUAUGAUAUUGCAUAUAAGAUUCUUAUGCAAUUUUCAAGAAUAUUAGAUCUAGAUUUUUUUCCGAUGACGUUAGACGAUGAUAAUGAUAAUAAUGAUAAUAAAAGAAAAAAGAGAAGAAAAAAAAAAAGAUAAAAAAGAAAGAGAAAAACACAGAAGAAGAAGAAGAAGAAACGAUGGACGAAGAAAGAUAAAAGAAAAAGAAAAAAAAAGGAAAGAAAAUACAUAUUGGAAAGAUAAAAACGAAGAAAAAUGAAGUGAAACUCGAACUCUCAUAAUUUUCUUAUAAAUUGAAAUAUCUUUCCGGUGUGAGAUUAGAAACGAAAAUCGCUUUUCCACUUUUUUUCUUAAUUCCUGAACGAUCGUCCGAUGAUUUUUCCAAAAAAUAUCAAGGCUAAUAUCGUAGCCUCGAAUAUUAGACUUAUUGAUACACAAUUAUUAUGCGCCGAACGCGAGCAAUUUCGAAUUGAAAACGCUCUUGGAAUGCUAAAGUAUGGCGAUAACAUUGGAAGAUUCCUUUUGACGCCUAUGCUCAAUUUUACCUUUCGCCAAUGAAUAUAUAUAUAUAUAUAUAUAUAUAUAUAUAUAUAUAUAUAUAUAUAUAUAUAUAUACAGACAGAGAGAGAGAGAGAGUUAUGUGUUCGUAUACAAUAUACUAUAUAGAGAGUCUCGUUUAUUAUACGAAGGAAGGUGUCAAAAAAUAACGUGGCGGAAUAUUUGACUCUUUGAGAUAAUAAAUAACUUUUUCCUUGAUCGAUUCUUCGUGUUGUAAAAAAAGAAAAAUAUUUAAACAAAAAAAAGAAAAGAAAAUAAAAAAAAGAAAAAAAAAUUCGUGAAUAUAUUAAAUGGAAAGCUAUAUAUCAUAUACACACAUAUAUAUACAUAUGUAUGUAUAUAGCGAUUCAGAGCAAUGACUUUACGCUCUUUAGUAUUAAGAAUUGAGAAAACAGGAAAAUGAUCAUUUUUAUGACUCAUUGUAUUUUUCAUUCGGAAUGAAGAAAUUCAUUAAUCAUUAGGAAAAUCGAUAGAAGCUGUUGAAAUAGAGAUAAAAAAAAAAGAGAAAAGGAAAAGAGAGAGAGAGAGAGAGAGAGAGAAACGAGCUCAUAGUGCGAUCGGAUUUAUGCGAGCGUAGGUCAUUCUUUCGUAACUUUGAUACGAUUUCUUUUCUACAUACCUAUUUCUUACUCGAAAAAUAUGAAAGAGAUCAAAAAAAAAGGAAACGAAAAAUAUGGAAAUUAAAUAUGUACAUAUUAUCGAUCGCGAAGAAGCGUGAAUUUUAAUAGAACAAGUUCCUCAAUUUGAAUUUUUCUCUCGUAAAACUGGCAAAAAUACGAAUUUAUCAUUCGAUGACGGCGCCAGUUUCAACACCAUUGGAUUAGAUGACAGAACUUAAUUGCUAUUAUUUUUAUCAUUAUUAUUAUUAUUGCUGUUAUUGUAUUUAUUGUUGUUGUCGUCGUUACUUAUUAUUAUUAUUGAUGAUUAUUAUUUGUAUUAUUAUAAUUAUUAUUAUUAUAAUUACUAUCAUUAUUGUCAUCGCAUAUAAAAAAUUAUUAUGCUAGAAACGUAAAGUUUAGAAUUUUCGUCGGACUUCUUAUCGACUAUUUCGAUAGCGUAUAUACAUACAUAUACCUAUACAUAUAUAUACAUAUACACAUAUUAUACAAAAAUUAGAUACACACAGACAUAUGCGCGCGAGCGCAUAAGUAUACAUAUACAUCAAUACAUACAUACAACGUAUAUAUCGCGAAGACGAUGAUCUUUUGACAAUGAAACAUUGCGCAGAAAAAAUUAUUGUCCAUUAGAAAAUGGUGAGUGGAUCAAGUAGAUAUUAAAGAAACCAAAAAGUUAAAGAAAAAAUAAAAAAAAAGAGAUGAAGAGAAAGAGAGACAGAGAGAGAGAGAGAAAAAAAGAAAGAAAGAAAGAAAAAGAAUAUUAAACAAAAGAUAUUCUAAUCAACAUCGAAACCUCGCGCAAGAUCGAGCCGAUCGUCGUGUUGAAUUAUUCCUAUUAGUUUUAUUUUUUGAUCAAGAGGGUCUGCGAUCGAUCGGCGGACAUAUUUUCGACGAGUAUACUUCCGUUUAUCGAUUUGAACGCCAUUGACACAUUGAGAACGUACUCUCUUCAAUAAAAAAUUUAUGAGACCGAGACAAAACGGUCUUGAUGAUAUCACAUAUAAUAUCAUCAUCAUCGUCAUUAUUAUUAUUAUUUAUGUUUUAUCUCGGGUACCUAGAUAACCGAACUUUUAAAUCAUUUGUUGGAACAAAUAAAUCCUCGAUACAGAAAUCUUAUAAGACAUUAAUAUUUCAUUUUUAUUUACCAUUAUUAUUUGUUUCUAUUAUUUUUAUUAUUAUCAUUGUUGUUAUUAUUAUCGUUAUUGUUGUCAUUAAAGUGUCAGGAAGGGAAUAUUUUUAAACGAGAAGAAAGAAAAAUUCUGUCCUCUCUUUUCUUUUCUUCAUUUUGUUGAAUUCGAAGGUAGAUCAUAUUAAACGAGUCGAUUUAUUACUUCUUAAGCGAUCGUUACUCGAUGCUCGUUGUUCAUUAUCAUAUAAAUGAGCGAUAAUGAGUGAAUGAAUAAAUGAAAGAAAAAGAAAAAGAGAGAGAGAAGAAUAGAAACGGUGUAAAUAAAAAACGGUGGCUGUGAAUGGAUUUCCAAGAUCGAAUAUUAUAAGAGUCCGUUUCGAGAGAAAAAGAGAAAGAGAGUUAUCGAGCGAACUUUCUAAUACCAUCGAGCACGAAUUUGAAAAGCAAUAAGAGAAAGAGCACGAGAAGGGUAUUAUUGAUGAUGGUGGUGAUAGUCCUGGCUAAGAUGAUGGGCACAUGCGCUCGAUAUCGGCUAAAUCGUUCAAAAUCGAAAAGCAAUAAGUACGUACUCGAUAGAGUGAGGAAGAAAGAAAGAGAAGGAGAAAGGGAGAUAGAGAGAGAGAGAGAGAGAGAGAGAGAGAGAGAGAGAGAGAGAGAGAGAGAGAGAGAGAGAGAGACAGAGAGAGAGUAAAUAGCUAUAUACAUAGGUGAUCGAACGAAAAGACGAAUAAAUUUUAGCGAAAGUCUAAAUCGUUUUAAAAGGGAUCUCGAUAGGGGUUCGAGAUCUUCGUUCGAGUGAAUCGAAGUAGGAACGAGAGUGUUAUCCUCGAUCGAUCGCGCCUAUAUUAUCUUGACAAACGAAAAAUUAUCAAAUGAUAUGGAAAGAAAGAGAAGAGGGGAAUGUGUAUUUCCAAUAUUGUAAAAGGUCUCGUUUAGAAUUCAUAAUCGCGUACUGUGUGAGUGAAAAAGAUAGAAAUAGAGAGAAAGAGCGAGAGAGAGAGAGAGAGAGAGAGUAAUUGUAUAUAGAUAUAAACAUUUUUGAGUCUUCCUGCGCGGGGCUUCGAUCAAUGCUAAAGCACGAAUUAAUUAAUUAAUUAACGAGUCCGAAACGCGGUGUGACUGAUUUAAUUUAAUUACAGGCUACGAGAAAGCCACUUUUGCUGCGAGACUAUUUAAAAAUAUGGUGAGGGAAGAAUUGUAAUAGUGUAAUUCCGUUUACUCCCACCAUGAAGUACACCAAGAAGCGCGGCGUUUUAUGCAAAAGCCCGAUCAGCGGAUCCCAAUUUGUUGUUUUAUCCUGUUGGACGUGUGUACAAUAGUUCGUAAGAGGACACACAGAAACGAAAAGAAAAGAAGAAAGAAAAAAAAAGAUAGAACGAAACCAAACAAGAAAAAAAGAAAAGAAAGAACGAAAUGGGACAGAUAGAACGAAGAAAGAAAAGGACGAAUUUAUUUUUUGAUAUCCGAGAUUCGUAAGCUUCUCUUGUCGUCUUGUUGCCUUUAUUUUUCUUUUUCGUUUUUUUUUUCUUUUUAUUAUUAUUAUUAUCCAUUUUUUUUCACCUAAGAACACGAGAAAAGUAACGAAACGGCAAAGGGACUUGCGAUUAGUUUAGUCUACUUUGUUCGUGGCGAUGGUUAAAGGCCAGCCUCCGGCGGGACGCGGUUUAGAAGCUGUCCUGCUUUUGCUUCUCCGACGACCUGGUUGGCACGAGAUAGUGGUUUUCAAACUCUAACGCUCAUCUCCAACCCAAGGGUAUUACGAAAUACUUUUUCGAAAAGGUUUAUGUAUGUCCCAAUAAAUAACACACCAUUUAUGUUUAUUUUCGUAGAGAAUAUUCCGACAUUUUAUAUCAAACAUUCCGUGUUAUUACUUUUUCUUUCUUCUUUCUUUUUAUUAUUUUUUGUAUUAUUCAUUUUAUUUGUCAUUAUCUCGACGUACGUAUCUAUUCGUCAAUGAAAAGUUCGUUAACAUUAAUCGUUUUAAUGGAAAAUUGUAAUUUUGUUAAAACGUGAUAUAUCAGAAGACACUUAAGUCGGUGUCGUUUUAAAACGAAAAUUCUAAAUGUCCUGAUAUUUUUUUUUUUUUUAAUAAAGAGAGACGAAAUUUUCUCACUUCGAAAGAAGAAUUUGAAAACCACUGAAUUAAAAUGAAAUAACUCGCGUCAGAAGUUAUUUUUGUUUUGAUAUUCGCGUGACCCGUUAUAUCUCUCGUCUUUUUUUGUCUCUCUUUUUUUUUUUUCUUUUUCUUUACCAUAUAAUUUACAACCUCGCGAGUGGCGAAAAGAGAAAAGAAAAGAGAAGACGAGAGGGUUAAAAAAAAAGGAAAAUGAUAGGUCCAAGCCAUUUUAUGCCGUGUCGAGCUUACGUUCCUUCCGGAACUUUGUUCGAAAACUCGAGAAUUUCAUUUUCGAGGAAAAGAUAAUAUAUUAACGAUGUACGACGUGAGGAGAAAGAGAGUGAUAAUAAAAAGAUUAAUCAAUCUUUCUGAGGCGAAAGAUCGACGGAUUUUUAUUAACCAUGAGAGAAAAAAAGAAUGAAGAAAGAAAAGAAGAGAGAGAGAGAGAGAGAGAGAAAGAAAGAGAAAAUAAGUAAGGAUUUUCUAAAGAUACUGUUCAUUGAUUUUCCGUCCACCUAGGAAAGUGUGCGAAUUAUACAUAUACGUGAUCGCUAAUCGGGUUUUGUUCCAAGAAAAACGCACGUUUGUUAAUUAAAAUAAUUAAUAAUAAUACGCGAGAGGGUUAAUACUUUGAAUUUACAAUAUAUAUGUAUGUAUACAUAUAUAUUUAAUACGAUAUGAUAUGUACAUAUAUAAAUGAAAUUAUAUAUGUACAUCCAUGUCGAUUUUAUCUUAGAGAAAUAUAAGUUGUAAUUUAACGUCGAGAUACGUUUGUCGCAUAUUAUAUAAAAAAAAAAAAAUAAUAAUAAUAAUAAUAAUAAUAAUAAAAGAAUAAAAGAAUUAAAAGAAAAAAAAAGAAAGAAAAAACAAAAAACAAAAAAAAUAGAUUAAGUGCUUUAGAGAAUUUUCAGAAGCGCAAUACGUCAGAUUAAAUGACGAAAACGUGAAACACGCGCAUACAUACACACACACACACACAGUUAUUUGUGUAUGAACACAAACAUAUAUAUAUACACACAUACAUACACACAAAUACAUAUAUACAUACAAAAUAAAAAAAUAAAUAAAAAAGGGAUAUAUGCGGACCAUAGCCUAGCGAUUAGGCAAUUUCUUAAAAUCGAUGUUAUUAUUAUAAUAUCUGUAUAUUGUAAUAACGUGGGGUAUAUCAUUCAAAUCAAUAUUGAUUUUUCUCGUCCCUUUCCAUAAAUGUAUUUGUACCAAUAUUUCGAAUAUAACGAAAAUAAAAAAUAUAGAUAUAAUCUCGUUGUACGCUACGACGAUAAAGUGCGCGAUACGAAAAACAAUGAGGUAGCCAUUUUUGAGAAAAGAAAAGAAAAGAAAAGAAAAGAGAAGAGAAGAAAAGAAUGCAACAAAAAAAGCAAAUAGAUAACCGACGGUCGAAGAAAAUUCGAUCGAACAGAAUCGUGAAUAUGUUUUUGGUUGCGUUGCGCGAUAUUUCGUCAUACCGAUAAGACGUAUCGUUCUUAAUAUCGAACGCGUAUAAUCGAUGGGUUUGAAUAAGAAAAGCAUGAAUAAUUUUCAUAAGAAGAAGAAGAAGAAGAAGAAGAAAAAGAAGAAGAUGAGGAAGAAGAAAAAGAAGAAAGGAAUUAUCAGCAAGAACAAAGAACAAAGAAGAAUGACAUAUUGUCGUUUGAACGAUAAACGACGCAUAGUCAUUUCUCGUUUAGGUUUAUACACUUACAAAGAUAAAAGUAAGUAAAUAAGUACGUUAAUUCGAGUAUCGUGAUUCGUCGAAUGAAGGAACGAUAUCGGCGCACGAUAUCUUGUAUAUUCGCUGUAUAGUGAAUGAAAUUUGCAUUUAAGAAGGAUUUUUGUCAUUUGAUCGCUAAAACGCGAUACCACAUUCGCAAUUAUGUGUCAUCCUAAUAGAGAUCUAAUCAAUCGCCGUUCAUCCAAAGAGACUUACUUCUUUUUAUUGGAUUUCGGCAAUCCUCGUAGAUCGUUUUUCUCCUCUUACAUAAUACAUAAAUAUUUAGAAAUUUAUUCGAAAGCGCAGCGCACCUUGCAAUACGAUAUACAUAAAAAUAAAAUAAAAUUUUGUCGUGCGAAUGCCUCCUUUUCUACUUUUUUUUUUUUUUUGGAUCUUUUUUCUUAUUCUUCCCUUUUCUCUUUUUUUUUUAGCGUUAUUAUAUUAUUAUUGUUAGGCUUCUUGCGGAUAUAUCGUCGAUAGCGGAUUAUUAAUAAAUAAAUAUUUCAAAGGAAUCGUGUAAAACAGAAGAUAAUAUGUAUAAUAAGCGAAAUAAAGCGUCAGUUAAAUUUUA
This is a messenger RNA of Vespula vulgaris, 18692 nucleotides long. RefSeq lists its product as uncharacterized. The transcript has 11 exons. The coding region runs from base 10 to 2478 and encodes 822 amino acids. Lineage: Eukaryota; Metazoa; Arthropoda; Insecta; Hymenoptera; Vespidae. Gene Ontology annotation, molecular function: calcium channel regulator activity; GTPase activity; GTP binding. Gene Ontology annotation, cellular component: plasma membrane. The record is from RefSeq and is a predicted model, not a curated record.